Annulohypoxylon truncatum is the source of this 1722-nucleotide messenger RNA. Its product is annotated as AN1-type zinc finger protein. The transcript has a single exon. The record is from RefSeq and is a predicted model, not a curated record. Bases 341 to 1297 code for a protein of 318 amino acids. Gene Ontology annotation, molecular function: zinc ion binding. NCBI's taxonomy places the organism in Eukaryota, Fungi, Ascomycota, Sordariomycetes, Xylariales, Hypoxylaceae. Gene Ontology annotation, cellular component: cytoplasm.
GGACUAGUUAGUGGGGUCGAAGUGUCCGUCAUGCCUAAGAUAGCCGCUAGGUUCAGCGCAUAUUCAGCCUCAACCCACCUGUAGCCCCGCCACCGUCGGCCUUGAACAACCCCUAAGCUCCGCCAGCUCCUUCCAGACUAUUCUGUAUUCCGCCCUCACUUAAUCAUCAGCGUCGCCAUCCGCCAGGCUUACGAGUCCACCUCUGCCUGCCGUCGUUGUUUCUAUUUCCAAUCUCGCUCCCUCAAUCGCUCGCUCACAUAAGUAUAGUCGUCAUCCAUACAUACGUACCUCACAUAUAUAAAUAAACCAAUCCCAACCCCACGAAACAAGCACAGCAACCAUGGCGUCCUCAUCAACACCCGACACCCACGACGACACGAGCUACGUCAAGAUGGACAAAGACAGCGGCACCGCCGACGCGACCCUCAUCGGCAAGCACUGCCAGCUCGAGUACUGCAACCAGCUCGACUUCCUGCCCUUCUUCUGCCAGUCCUGCAAGAAGACCUUCUGCCUCGACCACCGCACCGAGACCGCGCACCGGUGCGCCCACGCCGGCGCCUGGGCCGAGCGCCGGCGCCAAGCCCAGCUCGCGCGCCCGUCCGCCGGCGAAGGGAAACGCAUGCGCGACCUCGUCACCCAGAAACCGUGCGCGGCGCCCGACUGCCGGACCACCGUCGGCACGUCGCUGGUCCCCGGCGUGCACUGCGCGGGCUGCAACCGCGACUACUGCCUGAAGCACCGGCUGCGCGAAGAACACGACUGCGCGAACCUGAUCCCGAUCGGCGCGCGGCCCGGCGGCGGCGGCGGACAGUUCGACGUGGUGGCGGAGCAGACGCGGUCCGCGUUCGCGAAGCUGAAGGCGUGGGGCGCGGCGAAGCGGGAGACGGCGAGCCGCGCGUUGCCGAAACCGAAGCCGACGACGGCGUCGGCGCGCCUGGUCGCCGUGAACAAGCUGAAGAAGACGGCGAAGGGGGACGCGAAGCUGGCGCCCGAGAAGCGGGUGUACGUGUACGUGGAGGCGGAGGCGGAGACGACGACGGCGCGGAACUACAAGGGCGAGUUCUACUACUCCAAGGACUGGGUUAUCGGCAGGGUGCUCGACGCGGCGGCUAAGAGCUUGCAGAUCGAGAACGUAAAUAACCAGUCUUCCGACGAGAGGGAUAAGCUGAGGGUGUUCCACGUCGAGGGCGGACGGGUGCUGGAGUUCAAUGAGAAGGUCGGCUCGGCGCUGGUUAGCGGUAAUACGAUAGUGUUGCUGCGAGGUAUAGGGCCGCCGCCUGAUCUGAUCGAGAUGUGAAGAGUGCUUUUUACGAGAUAUGACGGACUUCAUCAUGGACGGCAUGGACGGCGUUUUAAUGAGCAUUGCAUUUAUGAGGCGAUAUACCUUGGCGAUGAAUGGAGACAGUGGUGUUUUAUUUACAUUUGAGGAGUUGAUAUAGAUGGAGCCUUGCUGCUCAACACACAAAUUUCGCGAUGCUGCAUAUUUCUCUUCCACCCUUAAUCCAGGUUUCAGUGAAAUAGAAUAAGCACAGCCGAAAAGUAGAGAUAAUCCAUGUCCAUACGCCGGAACGAUGAGAGUCCUACCCUUUAUCCUAACGUCUAUGACCUUAUAGUUCCUUUUCCUUAGUGCUCACCUUUGGCCUGUGUGUCAGAGCCGCUUCUCGUCCUGUUGCCGGGGAAUCGCCAAUAUACUCCUUUCCGCCAUAUGCGGCGAAACCUUUA